GCAUUCCAAGGAGGAGGAGGAGGAGGGCUCCUAGCCAGGACUCCAGUCAAGCCCAUUCCCCUCCUCCUCUCCUCCUCCUCCGGAGGGCUCCGUAUCCCAGCGUGCAACGCGGGUGCCCCCACCCUUUAGCAAAGAGAGUGGAGGGUGGAGAGAGAGCGUGCGUGUGUGUGUUAUGUGCAGAGUUGUUGUGUGCGGCUCCCUUGGUGUGGCUGCUCCUCCUCCUGCGACCAGCCGGGGCCCGUGUCCGCUUUCUCUGAAAGGCUGCAAGGCGUGCGCGGCAGGCUGUGUUUGCGGGAGGCCGUCUCCGAGGUAAGGGGCUGAUUCUCGGGUUCCAAGAGGAAGGCUAGGAGAGCAGGAUGAACGCCCGGCUGCGCUUUGGGCUCGUCUCGCCGUCGCUGCUGCUGCUGCUGCUGCCCGGGUUGUGCGGCGGCGCCAUGGACGAGUGCGUGGACGAGCAGAGCGGGCGGCUCCAGCGCUGCAUGCCCGAGUUCGUCAACGCCGCCUUCAACGCGACCGUGGUGGCCACCAACACGUGCGGCACCCCGGCCGAGGAGUACUGCGUGCAGACGGGCGUCACUGGGGUCACCAAGUCGUGCCACCUGUGCGACGCCGCCCAGCCUCACCUGCAGCACGGCGCCGCCUUCCUCACCGACUACAACAACCAGGCCGAUAGCACCUGGUGGCAGAGCCAGACCAUGCUGGCCGGCAUCCAGUACCCCAACCCUAUUAAUCUCACCCUGCAUCUCGGAAAGGCCUUCGAUAUUACAUACGUACGCCUGAAAUUCCAUACCAGCCGGCCGGAGAGCUUUGCUAUCUACAAGCGCACUCAGGAAGAUGGUCCUUGGGUGCCAUACCAGUACUACAGUGGAUCUUGUGAGAACACGUACCGCAAAUCCAGUCGAUUCUUCAUCAGGACUGGGGAGGAUGAACAGCAAGCACUUUGCUCAGAUGAGUUCAGCGACAUCUCUCCGCUCACAGGAGGCAACGUGGCCUUUUCAACGCUUGAGGGCAGGCCCAGUGCCUAUAACUUUGACAAUAGUCCUGUCUUACAGGAAUGGGUAACUGCUACUGAUAUCAGAGUAAGCCUUAAUCGCCUGAACACUUUUGGAGAUGAAGUUUUUAAUGAUCCCAAAGUCCUCAAGUCAUAUUAUUACGCAAUUUCUGACUUUGCUGUGGGUGGCAGGUGCAAAUGCAAUGGUCACGCAAGCGAGUGUGUGAAGAAUGAAUAUGGAAAGCUCUCUUGCAAUUGCAAACACAAUACCUUCGGGGCUGACUGUGAAAAGUGCCUUCCUUUUUACAACGACCGACCUUGGCGAAGAGCAACAGCAGAGAGCGCCAACGAAUGUUUGCCCUGUAACUGCAAUGGACGAUCACAGGAGUGUUCCUUUGAUCCUGAACUCUACCGUUCCACAGGCCAUGGUGGCCACUGCACAGGCUGCUUUGGCAAUACCGCUGGGCCAAACUGUGAGAGAUGUCGGGACAACUUCUAUCGUCUUGGAAGUGAGGAAGCGUGUCUGCCAUGUAACUGCAACCCUGUUGGCUCCCUCAGCACUCAGUGUGACAACUAUGGACGGUGCAGUUGUAAACCUGGUGUGAUGGGUGACAAAUGUGAUAGGUGCCAGCCUGGCUUCCACUCUCUCACAGAGGCUGGUUGCAGGCGGUGUUCUUGCAAUCCUGCUGGCAGCAGAGACGAGUGCAAUAUGGAAACGGGACGUUGCACCUGCAAAGACAAUGCUGAAGGGUUCAAUUGUGAGAGGUGCAAACCUGGCUUUUUUAACCUGCAUCCCACCAACCCUAAGGGAUGUACUCCCUGCUUUUGUUUUGGGCACUCCUCUGUCUGUACCAAUGCCAUUGGAUACAGUAUCUACAGAAUUACCUCCAGCUUCCAGAUUGGAGAGGAAGACUGGCAUGCAGAACAGCGGGAUGGCUCUGAAAUUUCAGUUCAGUGGAUUGCUGAGACUCAAGAAAUAUCUGUCAUCUCAGACACACCUUUCCCCAUCUAUUUCAUUGCACCAGACAAAUUCCUUGGAAAUCAAAUCCUGAGUUACGGCCAAAACCUGACAUUCUCUUUUCGGGUCGAUAGGCGGGACACACGCCUUUCUGCAGAGGACAUGGUCCUUGAAGGCGCUGGUCUGAGAGUAUCCGUACCUCUGAUUGCUCAGGGCAACUCCUAUCCCAGCGAGAACACCCUGAAAUAUGCCUUCAGGCUUCACGAAGCCACAGAUUACCCGUGGAGGCCUUCUCUUACCCCAUUUGAGUUCCAGAAGCUGCUCAACAACUUAACAGCUAUCAAGAUUCGUGGGACCUACAGUGAGAGGAGCGCUGGAUAUUUGGAUGAUGUCACUAUUGUGAGUGCUCGGCCUGGGCCUGGAGUCCCAGCAACUUGGGUGGAGAGCUGUACAUGCCCCAUAGGAUAUCUGGGGCAGUUCUGUGAACGAUGUGCCCUGGGCUACAGGAGGGAGACCCCUAGUCUUGGGCCCUAUAGUGCAUGCGUGCCUUGUUUCUGCAAUGGACACAGUGAAACCUGCAACCCUGAAUCUGGAGCCUGUGACUGCAGGGACAACACGGCAGGUCCUCACUGCGAGAAGUGCAGUGAUGGCUAUUAUGGAGAUGCAACCACAGGCAGUUCUUCAGAUUGCCAGCCAUGUCCAUGUCCAGGGGGAUCAAGCUGUGCCACAGUACCCAAAACUAAGGAGGUGGUCUGCACCAGUUGCCCAGCUGGUACCACAGGUAAAAGGUGUGAAUUGUGUGAUGAUGGCUAUUUUGGAGAUCCUCUUGGGGAGAGUGGUCCUGCCAGGCUUUGCCGCCUCUGCCAGUGCAGUGACAACAUUGACCCCAAUGCUGUUGGGAACUGCAACCGCUUGACAGGAGAAUGUCUGAAGUGCAUCUAUAAUACAGCUGGUUUCUAUUGUGACCGGUGCAAAGAUGGAUUCUUUGGGAAUCCCUUAGUUCAGAAUCCAGAGGACAAGUGCAAAGCUUGCAGUUGUAACCCUUAUGGCACAGUGAACAUACAGACAAGCUGCAAUCAAGUAACAGGGCAAUGUGAAUGCCUUUCGCAUGUCACAGAGAGGGACUGCAGCUCCUGUGAGCCUGGUUUCUACAACCUGCAAAGUGGACGAGGCUGUGAGAGAUGUAACUGCCACCCAUUGGGGUCCACCAAUGGCCAUUGUGACAUUCAGACCGGGCAAUGUGAGUGCCAGCCAGGCAUCACUGGCCAGCGCUGCGAGAGGUGUGAAGCCAACCAUUUUGGAUUUGGUCCCGAAGGCUGCAAACCUUGUGAUUGUGACCCUGAAGGUUCUCGCUCUCUUCAGUGCAAAGAGGAUGGUCGUUGUGAUUGCAAAGAAGGGUUUGUGGGGAACCGCUGUGACCAGUGUGAAGAGAACUAUUUCUACAAUCGAUCCUGGCCAGGCUGUCAAGAGUGCCCUGCCUGUUACAGAUUGGUGAAAGAUGAGGUGGCAAAACAGAGGGAAAGACUGCAGGAGCUGGAAAAUCUCAUAGCCAACAUAGGAACAGGGGAUGAAACUAUAACAGACCAGGCUUUUGAAGACAGGCUGAAAGAAGCUGAGAGAGAUGUCAUGGACUUGCUUCAGGAUGCCCAGAACAGCAAAGAUGUAGAUCAGGGCUUGUUGGAUCGCUUGCAGGAGAUCAACAGAACUCUGUCCGGCCAACUUGGUCGCUUAAGAAACAUCCAGAACACAGUGAAAGAGACAGAAAACCUGGCUGAGCGGGCUCAAGCCCAGGUGGACAACACACAGCAACUGAUUGAAACAGCUUCAAAUAUGCUGCAAAGAGCAAGAGUGGCAGUUGCCAAUGUGUCUAUUACUACGCCAGAAUCGACCGGUGAUCCCAACAACAUGACUGUCCUGGCAGAAGAGGCCCAUCAACUAGCUGCUCGGCACAAACAAGAAGCUGAUGACAUUGAGCGUACAGCUAAAGAAGCAAAUGAUACAUCAGCACAAGCAUAUAAGCUGCUCUUGGAUACACUGGCAGGAGAGAAUCAAACAAUGCAUGACAUCAGUGACCUUAACAGAAAGUAUAACCAAGCAAAAGACAUUUCCCGAGAUCUAGAAAAGCAGGCAAACAAGGUCCAUGCAGAUGCUGAGGAAGCUGGCAACAAGGCUCUGCAGAUCUAUGCUAACCUCACCAGUCUGCCAUCUAUAGACCCUGAGGAACUAGAGAAUGAGGCAAAUAAGAUAAAGAAGGAAGCCAGAGAACUGGAUCAGCUAAUUAACAGGAAGUUGAAGGAUUAUGAGGACCUAAGAGAAGACAUGAAAGGGAAAGAACUGGAAGUACAGAACCUUUUGGAGAAAGGCAAGACUGAACAACAGACUGCUGACCAGCUCUUGGCUCGAGCAGACGCUGCCAAGGCUCUGGCUGAAGAAGCCGCCAAGAAGGGGAGCAACACACUCCAGGAGGCCAAUGACAUUCUCAGCAAUUUGAAAGACUUCGAUAAGCGUGUGAAUGAUAACAAGACUGCGGCUCAGGAGGCUCUGAGGAAAAUCCCUGCCAUUACCCAGACCAUUAUGGAAGCCAACAACAAGACACGGCAAGCGGGAUUGGCACUGGGCAGCGCUGCUGCUGAUGCCAGGGAAGCAAAGAACAAAGCUGCUGAUGCUGAGAAGAUUGCCGAUUCUGUACAGAAAAAUGCAGCUGCGACAAAGGCCGAUGCUGACAAGACCUUCUCUACUGUUGCUGAGCUGGACAAAGAAGUGGAUGACAUGUUGCAGCAGCUGCAAGAAGCGGAGAAAGAGCUGAAGAGGAAACAGGAAAGUGCUGAUCAAGAUAUGAUGAUGGCAGGGAUGGCUUCACAGGCAGCUCAGGAAGCAGAAGACAAUGCAAGGAAAGCAAAGAACUCUGUUAACAGCUUGCUGAACAUGAUUAAUGACCUCCUUGAGAAGCUAGGGCGUGUGGAGCCCGUGGACUUGAGCAAACUGAAUGAGAUUGAGAAUACCUUAAACGCUGCCAAAAAUCAGAUGAGGGACAACGAUUUGGACCGGAAAGUCUCUGAUUUAGAGAAGGCAGCUGAAAAGCAAGCCAGUGCCAUCAGUGAAUACAACAGGGACAUUAACACCAUUUUGAAAGACAUUAACAAUCUAGAGGACAUCAAGAAGACGUUGCCAAGCGGCUGUUUCAACACCCCAUCCAUUGAAAAACCCUAAGGGUGUGCCAAAGGCAGGGGAGCGUUCCCUCAAUGACUGGUGAAGCAGUUCUUUUGGCUGUGGAGUGCCUUAAUUCCUAGGUUAUCUUCUUCAGGACCCCUACUUCAUCUUCCUCACAGCUAUGAGUUCUUUCUUUCCCAGUUCAAGGGGGAAAGAAACUUCUGAAUGAAAAGCAAAUUAAGUAUCCAGCCUUUUGGGCAUCAGAAGGUUUUAAAGACAUAAAAUGUAUACACUUUCUUGUUCAAACACUCCACUUCCCCCCUGUAUCUCAGAAAACACUCCCCUUUGAUUUACAUAAUGAUGUGAAAUGUUAUGGGCUGUUGUGCUGAAGGGCAGAAAUGGCCAUGGGAACUGAUAUAUAGUGGGGGCAAGCACAGGCUUUUUUUCAUUCUCCUCUCUCUCUCUCUGUCCCCUCACUCCAAAUUCUCUGUUCUUUUUAUUUCUAUGAAGGAAAAGGUUUGGCUACCAAAGUAUUAAAUUGUAACGGGCAGUAUACCCACACUAUGUAAGAAACACUGAUGGCCUUCACAAUCAGACUUCAAAACAACAAGAAAAAGUCAAUCUUACUAAUAAAUUAGUGGCCAAUUAAACCACCACUUUGGUAGCCAGCUGCCAAUUUUUAAGAAACUUUCUAGAGUGCAAUAUGUAUAUGUAUAUCUUGGUUCUGAGAGACAGCUUCUCAGAAACAUUUUGGGGAAUAAUGAGGAAGUAGUGAUGUGUUAGGUCUCCAUGGUGCUAUACCUUGGCCUGUAAAUAGCAGGCAUGCCUUCAACCUCUUGAGAAAAAAUGCAGAAAUUUUAAAUUCAUCAAGCCAGAAGAAUCUGCUUGUGGUCAGAAUUGUUCCUGUCACCAGGCAUCUCCAAGAGAUAUCUUCCAGGGACAGCUGAAUUAAUAUGAACAGAUUCACUCCUCUUACAAAAAAUGAAUUAGACUUUAUUUUUUUUUAUUUUUUGAAAGAAAAAUUCACAAUCCAGAGAGUGCUUUACUUGCUAGACUUGCCUGUGAAAUUUGAAGUCAUCAUAAUCAUCUCUAGUAGAAAAUAAACAACUCAAAAUGUCUGCACAGUCCCCUUUCUGCAAGCUGAAUCAUUUGCCAUGGUAGUUUUACCUUUUGUCUGAAAGGGGAGAAAUCACAAAACAUAGUUGGAUCCAUUUUUCUAGCAAAAAUAAUUGGUCAGGCCUAAUUCUAGGGACAAAUGAAGAGUUUGCAGUAUUUACCAACUGAGCUGGUUGCUGCUUAAUAUGAAUUUCUGCCCCACUCAGAAUGACCCCUCUCCCACUUUGGUUAAGCUUCUUUGUGGGGAGAAGAUAUAUCUCCUUUCAUGCUGUCCUACCCAUUUUAAUUCUGAACUCGAGGAAAAUAUCUGCCUCCGCAAUUUCCUCAUGAGAUAGGUCUGAUGCUUCCACACCCCCUGCCUUUGAUAUCCAUCUAUACCCACCCUUAAACACUAUGCAACUUUGUACGUUUGCGUAGAGGGGAAGAAAUUUAUUAUCUGACACACACACUGGUGCUAUUAAUUAUUUCAAAUUUAUAUUUUUGUGUGAAUGUGGGUUUUUGUGUCUUUUUUAAAAAUCAUAAUUAUAGUGAGGAAAAGUCUGUUUUUCUCUGGUCUUCUUCCAACCUUCCCCCCCAUGUAAAUAUGCUUGGCCUUGUUUCUAGAGUGGCACUGUUCCCUUUUUGCUUCCUCUUAACCACCACACUGCAUACAUCCUAUCCUCCUUCAAUUUAUUAUUCCUUUGGCAGUGAGAGGUGGGAGUGUCAGGUAUUUUCUCUGCCCAGCCUCACCUCUGCACUCCCAUAUUGGUAGUUAAUACCAUUCUAUUACUCUGCAUAGUCAGCUGGGGGGCAAAUUCCCCAUCUCCUCUUCUAAAGCAAGCACUGAUGCCCAAAGGAUUCAGAGGGGUGUAGCUCAUGAUGCCUUAGGCCUUUUCAGGCAAUACCUUGCCCUCUGAGAUUCUGCCUGGGCUGAAAAUGGGGAGCAGGCCCUAAACUAGUGUGUCUCAUCUGCCCCCUCCUGCUUCCUUCACUGUGAGCAGAAAUUGGAGAGCCAGAACAUCAUGUAUUCAGAUAAAUGUGGCAUUCCCUCUUUAGUGGACUUCCACCUGCUGAGGGGUACAGGAAGGAGCCCCACAGACCAGAGACCUACUCACAUUCUCAUGAUGGAGGCAAAGCAUCACCCAAACUGGCCCUUUGUUUGUGUUUUGCAGAAUGGUUAUAGGUUUCUUGCUGGGUUUGAAGAGGAACUUGACAUUGAUGUGGUUCUCACUCAGGUGGUUUAACCUGUGUGUGUGCUUGUAUCAUUUUUCUGUACUUUUUUUUAACCUCCACAUAGAAAGCUAGCAUGUUAGAGAAAAGACUAGACUUUUAUCACAGAAAUUGCUAGUUUUCUACAUGGAGGGAAAUGAAGGAACAUUCAGUCAUGGGGCCCUCUGCUGUAGUGGUGCCAGCCAGCCAGCCACAUACUUUUUGCCUCAAUAAGAACUAGACCAUUACAGUAGAUUCAGUAGCAGAUCUCUGGACUCAAAACUGGCCUUCCUACCUGCACUAUUCUGUGGAAGAACAGAAACUCAGUUUUAGCCUUGGUUUUUGAAGUGCCUCCACGGCCAGAGAGAGGUUCUGGCCUGAUCUUCAUUUUAUCCAAGUGACCUCUUGACAGUUUACAUGAAAUGGGCUUGCUUGUAUACAUACCAACAAACCCUAAUGGAAAUGCCUUUUUGUUGUGGCAUGUCACACUUGACUUCAGUAUUUUGUCAGAUGGCUGCUUUCUAACAGUAUCUCUCCUCUGUGCCAAAAAGAAAAAAGGAUGACAGCAAGGCACUCAGUUGUGUGCUUCUGGCCCUUUCCCUUGCCUUUCUAGAAUUUCCCCCUUUUUUCUUAAACUGGUUUUAACAGAUUCUUAAAAAAUAAAUAAAAAGACCUUUAUAAGAAUCCUUUUAAUUACAAAUAUUGCCUUAACAGCCAUUAUUGCAUCUGUAUAGGUCCAUGUUAUUUCUUUGCAUAACAAAAUGAUGCAACAGCUGUUCACUGAAGCAUGCAGGAGGUGCCUGUUCAAGAGUUCCCCUCAUUUUAUUUUUAUCCUUAACUGUGAGCACCUCCAUAUGUGCCUUCACUCCAGUUUUAGCCUUAAAUCUGUGGCCAUCUGGGGGCAGUGAACAGAAACAACAAAAAUGCAACACUUGGCAGUUUUAUGUAUAAAACAGUAUUUCUUAUUUAUAAUAAAAUCUGAAUAUUUGUAACCCCUCA
Molecule: messenger RNA, 8402 nt
Organism: Rhineura floridana
Lineage: Eukaryota; Metazoa; Chordata; Lepidosauria; Squamata; Rhineuridae
Gene: LAMC1
Product: laminin subunit gamma 1
Exons: 28
Coding region: 357-5159 (1600 amino acids)
Molecular function (GO): extracellular matrix structural constituent
Source: RefSeq, a predicted model, not a curated record